CCUCAUCCUUCUAAACACUACGGCGGCCGUGCACUGCUUGGCCGAUAUUAAUGGAGGCUCUUUCCUUAUGCUUUUCUAUUCCCCCACCUUCCCCACACCACUGCAAAACCCUAAUCUCCAAGCCCUACUUCACCCCGCUUCGAUCAUCUCACCCGACCCGGAAUCUCACUUCUCAUUGCUCCAAUUCGCCCCAAACCCACGACUGCAAAAACCCUCACCUGCCCCCCUCUCGCCGACGCUAAUAUCUCAUCCUUCAAUCUCUUAGAUAUCCAUCCGAACCCCCACUUCCUCUCUCUUUUGAUGGGGUUAUCUUUCCCCCUUUCGUGUCUUGCUUCUGAAUCCGAUGUGCCCACUGAAGGGAUUUCCAGUAAGAUCGACUUGGAGGCAAUUCUGGUCUCCAUUGAUAAUUUCUUGAAUAGAUACCCCUUUUUCCUUUUCGGGGUUGGGUUCAUUUGGCUUGUGGUGAUCCCGCUCACUGAGGAGUACUUGCAGAAGUACAAGUUCAUAUCUGCCAUUAACGCAUUCAAGAAGCUCCGGAAUGACCCGAUUUGUCAGAUGUUGGAUAUUAGGGACAAGAGAGCUUUGGCAUAUUUGGAUUCGCCCAAUUUGAAAAUCUUGAAUAAGAAGGUGUCGCAGGUUCAUUUCGUUGAAGGAAAGGACGAUAUUUUUGUCAAGGAAGUUUUGGAGAACUUUAGGGAGCCAGAAAGCACCACAGUUUGCAUUAUAGAUCAGUAGUUUCGAUGGUAACUCACUCAAGGUGGCUGAAUUGUUGGUGAAAAAUGGUUUCAAAGAAGCCUAUGCAAUCCGUGGUGGGCUGAGAGGCAACAAAGGAUGGCAGGAGAUACAAGAAUCACUUCUCCCUUUAUCUGUUCGUGUCUAUCCCAAAAAGAAAAACAAAGAACAGAAUGAGAGUGGAAUAGAUGCAAACCAGCCAGAGGAAGAAGACACGGAUUCUGGCAUAAAAAGAAGUGAACAGAUUAGCAAUGGAUCUGCUACGAAACCCAGCCAACUCAUCCCACAAACACAAAGUGGCGUGUCUCCAUAUUCAAAUGUAUGAACUCUCUUUGUUAGAAUGUCAUCCCACAUCGGAAGUUCAAGAGCAAAAUAAUCGAUAUAUAAGCUCUUGAGUUGAACUAACUAAUCGAUUGGAUUCAAUCCUUU
Molecule: messenger RNA, 1161 nt
Organism: Cuscuta campestris
Lineage: Eukaryota; Viridiplantae; Streptophyta; Magnoliopsida; Solanales; Convolvulaceae
Source: the annotation of a GenBank genome assembly